Messenger RNA from Stylophora pistillata, 2674 nucleotides. Its product is annotated as protein Fer3. Gene Ontology annotation, biological process: developmental process; regulation of transcription by RNA polymerase II. Gene Ontology annotation, molecular function: protein dimerization activity; DNA-binding transcription factor activity, RNA polymerase II-specific; RNA polymerase II transcription regulatory region sequence-specific DNA binding. The record is from RefSeq and is a predicted model, not a curated record. NCBI's taxonomy places the organism in Eukaryota, Metazoa, Cnidaria, Anthozoa, Scleractinia, Pocilloporidae.
UUCUUUUAUUCGGCACAUUAGCGGCCGUACGUCCUCAUUUCUUUAUUUUUGAUUCGUACCUUGCAUGCCGCCAUCUUUUGUUUACUUAAACAAACUCAAUUUCAAACGUUAAAACUACUUAGCGUAACCCCAAUAAAAUGUGCGCAGUAAACCGGCCUAGCGUGCAUACACAUACCUGUCUGGAAAAGGUUCCAUAAUAAGAUGAUAGGGCAAGGUCAUAAACACAUUCUAUUAAAGAAAAAUUUGGUAUGAACCACAAGAAGAUUUUCAUGUUUUCACGUACUAUCCUUGGUCCCUGCCCAUCACAGGAACUGCUUGAACAUAAGUCAGUUGAUAGUUUGCUGAAACAGUUCAUCAUUAGCAGUGUGUUUCAAUGUUCUCCAUCCUUACCCAUUUCUGUUCAUUUUUUGUUUCAUUAGAACCCUUUUGUAUUUUUCUAUCAUAGCCAAACCGUAAUAUUUUUUGUCUCCUUCAGGUUGGAGAUGACUUUGCUUGCCGCAACUGGGGGAUGCCUCAGCCGAAAUAAAUGAUGACGUGACAUCCAAGCUUAAUCCAACUGAUCCUACAAGCUCCUAUUUAGCCUCUUUUUGCGGUCAAUACGUCAGGUAAACUGUAACAUAGCUACAGCAUUGUUGAUUGGAAACGAAAACGUUUUGCAUGAAGAAAAAUGGCCAUUAGGUGCAUUCCGUUUACGUAAACGGAAGAGCAGUUGUGGACACACCGCUACCUGUAGUCACAAUCCCGCUCUUGACGUAAAGAGAUCCAAUUUAUGUUUGGUAUUAAAAGUGACUCUUUGGAUAAGCCGUUGAUAGAGGGUUACAAAGUGCCACUUCCGCGACAACUAGCAACCAACAUAUCCAAUGACAUGGAUUACGAUCUCCUGAUCACUGGUGACCCUAUGAGGUAUGUUUGCUUAGAUUAAGCGUUUGAGAGAAGAUCCUAAUCGCGGUUUGCUCGAUGGCAAGGCUGCCAGCAAUGCCACAUAGUAUUAGGGUAAGCACAAAAUAUCAAGAUUUGUUAACUGGAUUAUUUUUUCUUUAAGCAAAAGCCGGCUAACUUAUUGGAUAAUAACAUCAUCGAGUCGCAGCCAAUACGACUCCGCUUUGACGUAUGACAUUGUGGCUAAUAACUUAAAAAUGCUUUCUCGGUGAUAGUGAUCAACAAUCCGGCAGACGGACCGCUGUCUUGGUUUUAAAAGAAAACAGAUCUAUCUUUUAGAACAAGUUAAAUUCUUUAAGACAGCAUCAUGGAUAGUGAAGUUCCAGAAGAAGAAACCCCAAGAGCAACAACUUCAAAGAAGAAGACAAAAAGACGAGGGCGGCGCCUGACUGGUUUAAGCAAACAGCGAAGAAUAGCGAAUACGCGCGAGAGAAACCGAGUCCAUGUCAUAAACGAGGGCAUAGAUCGCUUGCGAGAUCUCAUUCCUCUCUUUCCGAACGAGAAAAAGCCUUCAAAAACCGAUACUAUUCGUUUAGCAGCGUUGUAUAUAUCGCAUUUGACAGAGCUCUUGGAAAUGGCGAAUACAGAACACGAAGAUAUGAUUGGUGGAGAAAGUUUGGACGAAGAUUUGUCAGUGACUUCACUUGAGUUUGACCCGUUCGGUGUAGAAUCAGAAGAAUUGACAGUUUUCUUCUGGAAAGAUGACGAAUUAAGUGGCAGCGAUGGUGGCGGUCUCUCGUCGGUUUUUUAACCAUAAUGAGUCUAAAAACAGUUCAGAACAGCAACUGAAGAGCAAUAAAACCGUUCUUUGGAGUAAAUGUACCUCAAGUGCAUGGAAUGCAACCUUCAUUUAUCCGUGAGAAACGUUGUUGUUGUUGUCAUGAAAACCACGUCACAUCUUAGCUUUUUUUUUGUCACUAAGAUUGUUGACUUGCUCUCCAAUGGGUGGCAUCAUUAGAUCUUUACUUCAGGAGGAAAGUCACCGUUAAUCAUAGUCAUAAACUUUGGGUAUUUUCACGUUAGCGUGCAAUGCGAUUAAGUUAUCGGAUCUGUGUAGUUUGAGCCUUUUUUUAAUCAAGCUAUUGAGUGUUUUAAUAAACGAUAACCAUCUUACUUAAACAAGUUAUCACAGAGGUACCCUCUGGCAUGGGAAUAAGAGAGUUAAGUAAACAGUGUAAAGUAAAUUCACCUUUCUUAAUUUAGCAAAUAUUACCUGUUUCACGAUAAACUCGAGUCGUAAAAACACCGAACUGUACUUGCCUCUCAUCGGGCGCAUGGUGGAAAUUAAAGCAGUCACGCUGUUUCAAGAUUUGCAUCACUUCCGUGCAGUUGAAAAAUGGACAGGUAUCGUCCGCGGAGCAAGUAAUGAAGUGAUCAUCCUUGCGGAGACUUGUGAGCGUCUCUUUUUUCGCGGUCAAUUGCUGUAUUUAAAGCAAUUUUGGUAGAUUUGUUGUCCAACUAUUAGCUUAUUUAAUAAAGUCUGAAUGCUUAGCGCAAACAAGACGGCUAUUGCAACAGUUUGUUAUUACUUUAUAGAAGAUUAUAAGCCUAUUUCGUUCAGACUAUUUGUAAAGAUUUUAGUGAGAAAUAACAAUUAUCCAUAAAACUAGAUGACGAGAUUCUUAAUGUAACUUGAAAACAUCACCUGACGUAGAAGGUUUGGGGAACCUUUUUCUUUUUUCUAUUUUUUUCAGUAAACUUAAGCUGACAAACAAAUAAAGCAGAGUUUCAGGUC